This is a messenger RNA of Seriola aureovittata, 2964 nucleotides long. It is a transcript of the gene lmf2a, whose product is annotated as lipase maturation factor 2a. NCBI's taxonomy places the organism in Eukaryota, Metazoa, Chordata, Actinopteri, Carangiformes, Carangidae. Gene Ontology annotation, cellular component: endoplasmic reticulum membrane. The transcript has 14 exons. Bases 119 to 2314 code for a protein of 731 amino acids. Gene Ontology annotation, biological process: protein maturation. The record is from RefSeq and is a predicted model, not a curated record.
UCGGCUACGUUUAAUCCCCGCUGCCUGCGUCCCAUCCCAUCCUGCCGCAGGAACAGGACGCGGCAAGUCAGUUAGCGGUAAAAGUGGCGGCUGUCACGACCAGCAUCUCGGCUUAGACAUGGGGGAGAUCAUUCUGCCGCGGCGCAUGUUCCUCUGGUGCAUGGCGGCCAUAUAUCUGGCUGCUUUUGUUUCCUUGUAUGUGCAAAUACCAGGUCUCUACGGUAAUGACGGGCUGUUGCCUGCUCGUUGGCAGCUGCGAUACAGCGGUAAGCCCCUGGUGGAACAGCUGCUGUCCUCGCCCACCCUACUGUGGCUUGGACCUCGGCUCGGCCUGGACACGCAGACUGCCAUGGAGCUGCUGUGUCUCAUAGGGGCGGCACUGAGCCUUGCUGCCACGCUGAUGGAAGCUCUCCGAGACAGCGUGGUGUUCUUUUGCCUCUGGGCCUUGUACCUGUCCAUGUACCAGGUGGGCCAAGUUUUCCUCUACUUCCAGUGGGACAACCUGCUUCUAGAGACUGGGUUCCUCUGUAUCCUUGUUGCUCCACUGACAAUAAUCAGAGGGGCAAGAGCGGUCAGAGAACAUGAUCGUGUAACUUUCUGGCUGAUCCGCUGGCUGCUCUUCAGGCUAAUGUUCGCCUCUGGUGUGGUGAAGCUCACAUCACGUUGUCCCACAUGGUGGGGUCUUACAGCUUUGACAUAUCACUAUGAGACUCAGUGUAUUCCCACGCCACUCGCCUGGGUUGCCCACCAGUUGCCAGUCUGGUGGCAGAAGCUAAGUGUGGUGGGAACGCUUGUCAUAGAGAUCGCUGCACCUCUACUAUUCUUCAGUCCGCUACGUAGGCUCCGACUCGGGUCUUUUUACUUGCAGGUGCUUCUGCAAGUGCUCAUCAUUUUGUCUGGAAACUACAACUUCUUCAACCUGCUGACAUUGGCGGUCUGUCUGUCUCUGCUGGACGAUCAGCAUGUACACUUCUGGCUACGCAAAACAGACAAGACCAACAACAAUGACUCCAGGCUGUGGUCGUGGCUGUGUUACCUGCUGGAGUUGUCAGUCUGGUCUCUCAUGAUCUUUGGAACAAUUAUAUGUUUUGACCUGCAGCUGGAUAAAACAAAGAACGGCAUCUCCUCCAGGACAGCAUUCACAUACCACCAGUUUAACCAGUUUCUGAAGACUGUCACAAUCCCCUGUAUCUGGAUUGGGGUCCUCUCUCUCACCUGGGAGAUGGUCGCAGCUAUGUUCAGGUGUGCAUGUGUCUGUGGUUUCCUGAAGAGGUUUUGUGGAACCGUUCAGUGGACGGUGUUUGCUGCUGCCACUGCUGCCAUGUUCGCUGUCAGUCUGGUGCCAUUCACCUACAUAGAGUACGACUCCAAUACUAGAUUAUGGCCAGGAGUGCGUCGGGCCCAUGAGCUAGUGAAUCGUUACCAGCUGGUCAACUCAUAUGGCCUCUUCAGAAGGAUGACAGGCGUCGGGGGGCGGCCAGAAGUUGUUAUUGAGGGAAGCAAUGACGGAGUCACUUGGAUGGAGAUUGAGUUUAUGUAUAAGCCAGGAAACCUUAGUGCACCUCCACCUGUGCUGACACCUCACCAACCUAGGUUGGACUGGCAAAUGUGGUUUGCUGCCCUUGGGGCUCAUACACAGGCUCCAUGGUUCACCAGCCUGAUGUACAGACUGCUGCAGGGAAAGAGAGAUGUUAUAGAGUUGAUCCAGACAGAUGUAUCUCAGUAUCCGUUCCACCAGCAGCCUCCUGCCUACCUCCGAGCCCACCGCUACAGAUACUGGUUCACUGAACCAAAGGCUGACGGUUCUUACCCACAGCGCUGGUGGAGGAGGGUCUAUGAUGAGGAGUUCUAUCCCACUGUGCACCUGGGCAACACUGUCCUGGAAGGCAUGCUCAACCAGUAUGGACUCAAGGACAAAUCGCCUCCACGUGUAUCCAACACCACUGUUGCCCGGGCAGUGAGGUGGGUGCGCUCUCAGGUCAGAGGUGUUCCUACCCACACACUAAUCUGGACCCUCAUUGCCUGCAGCGCCACCUUCUGUCUCCUCCAAGGAUUGCGAAACAGGAACAAAGGGAACUUACUUAUUGAUUCGGCCGCUGUGACUGUGAACAAUCACACGGAAAAUCGUGAGAAGUCAGACGAACAGCAGGCAGUGGAAGAGGAGGAGGAAGGUGAAGACAGCGAAGAUGAAGUGGAGGAGGGUGAGGGGGAAGAGAGGGACACUGUUAGUGACAACAACGAGGGUGAGGAACAAGAUGAGGAAGAGGAAGAGGAAGAGGAAAGAGAUGAGCUACUCCGAAAGACAAAGCUUUAAUAAAGAUGCAGGUAAUCCCGUAGGGACUGUUAUCACCACCUGCCUUUAUAAAACAUUAAGAAAAUGACCAAAGAAAUUGUUCUUUGUAUAUUUCUAUUUGAAAAAAAAGUUUAUUUGCCUUAUAUCACCUACACUUUACCGCAGUACUUUGUUCAUAUAUCAGCUGUCUACAUCAGAAACCAAUGGCCUAAUCACUUUGGGUCAUUGGUUUUAAUUCAACACAUAUUGCCAGGUGUUUAUAUAUUUUAAAACCUCGUUGGGUCUGACUUUUAUGCUGAACUCAUAAGUGAAAUAUAAUCAUAAGAUCAAAUCAUGUUGAAUGACAGUAGAGAAAAAUAUAGAAUUUAAAAUGUAAGGUGGGUUCAGUCUUGUUCAUGUUACUAUGCCACUGUGUGUGUGUGUGUGUGUGUGUGUGUGUGUGUGUGUGUGUGUGUGUGUGUGUGUGUGUGUGUGUGUGUGUGUGUGUGUGUGUGUGUGUGUGUGUGUGUGUGUGUCUCUCUCACUGUGGUCACUUGCCUCUAUUGCUGUAUGUAAAGAACUAAAACAACUCUGCACUUUCUUUUCCACAAAUGUGUCUUUUGUUUCAAAAAUGAAAACAUUAUAGUACUUUAAAAAUGUUUUUAUAAGAUUAAAAUCCAAUAAAAUAAAAA